GUGAUUAGAUUUUAAGUUUUAACACUUUUAACUUAACAAAGUCAAAGUCAAACUAUUAAUAGUUCAUAAUUACGUGCAUAAUAUUAUUAUAUUGGAUUGUUUUUUCGUAAUUUGGAACCUAGCCGUAGGUUACACUUUAGUGUUGUACUUGACUAACAAAAAGCGAUUCGUAAGCAUGAAAGAAAAGAUGAGUUGUAAAACCGCGAAGUGAUAAGCGUUUGCGUUUGCAUAUUAUUGUUUUCAUCAAAACGAACGUUACAUUUUUCCAGUGUUUCGCUGUUGUAUAAUGCCUAAUAGAUUAGAUCAGUUUUAUCGAAGCUUAGUAUUUUCCAAAUAUUUCACCAAAGGCUGGGGGAAACCCGAGAAUUUGAAAAGAAUUUGCGAAUUUCGCAAGAUUGUUUCGAAUCGAGAGACAUGUUACAAAUUGGUAUCGUCUGAUUAUCCCGUUUACAUCGAGCGAGAAGAAGAUGGAGGGUAUUACAACGUCAUCGACGGAUAUUUUUACACACCUUUCGCUCAUUAUUUACCCGAAGUUGUUCCGGUCGAAUGCCGAAAAGCAUACUUUCAGAUGAUAGUUCCGAAGACAUGGCAAUCAGAAAGCUAUAAACCCGUGAUUCUUCAAAUCGCAGGCACCGGCGAUCAGUAUUACUGGAGGCGUAGAAAUCUCAUCGCGAAACCUUUGUUGAAAGAUGCCGGAAUCGGCUCGAUCAUUUUAGAAAAUCCGUUUUACGGAAGACGAAAACCCGAAGAGCAAAUAAGAACGGUAUUGCAAAAUGUGUGCGAUAUUUUCGUUAUGGGAGGAUGUCUGAUUUUCGAAUCGAUGGUGCUGUUUCAUUUGUGCGAACGCUUAGGAUAUGGACCUUUGGGCGUCACCGGAUUAUCCAUGGGAGGACAUAUGGCUUCGUUAAUUGCCGCCUGUUGGCCUAAACCUCUGGUAGUUGUUCCUUGCUUAUCUGGCACAACAUCGUCUCACGUGUUCACAGAAGGAGUGAUCAGUCGAGCGUUGAAUUGGGAUAUGCUGGAAGAACAGUUUCAUUCGAAUUUGAGUUACAAACAAGAAAUCGCUAAAAUGAUAAACGUCAACGAUAAGGACGCUUACCGAGCCGGACAAGAAUUCGCCGCUCGAGCCUCGAAUUAUUCCAGUCAAAUGUCGUCUUCCCUGACCGAUAGUUCGAACGAAAUGCACAAUUUGACGAAUGCAAAUCACGCUACCGAAACGGACGACGACGAGGAUCAUCGUAGUAAACGGUCUCACCACGCUAAUAUUUUGAAUUCGAAAAACAAUUGCACAAAAUUCGCGUCUACUUGGUCUCCAUCGACUCCACGGCCACCGCACGAAAUCACCGAUAACGAUUUGGAAGCGAGCUGGGCAGCUCUCUGCGCCGAUACCGAGAAAGUAACCGAAGACGACAGCAACAAGAGUAUCGAGAAACAAGCCGACGACAAACUGUCUAAUCGUCAACAAACUGCAAGAGAUGCGAGUAACUUGGUCGGCUCUGCUCCCGCUUAUAACCUUUACACCUGCCAAUUGGAUAAAAAAUUCGACGUCUCCGACGUAACGAACGGUUAUUCUUAUAGUUUAUUAAACUAUUUGGCCAAAUUUAUGCCUUCUUCGACGACGACGACGACUGCCUCCGAAACCAGCGAUUCGAGAGCAGAAAAUUUCAACGCUGCGGCUGAAACUGUGUUGAGUGAUCGACAAGCGCUCAGCUUCAUGAACGGUAUUAUGGACGAAGUUACACACUUGAAGAAUUAUCCGGUACCGGUGGAUACGUCGCUGGUGAUUGCCGUUUGCGCCGAUGAUGACGCGUACGUGCCUUUGAAAGGUAUGUCUAAAUUGGACGAAGUCUGGCCCGGCGCUCAAGUGCGAUACGUGAAAGGAGGACACGUUCGAGCUUACGUUCAGUAUCAGAAAAAUUUUCGAUUGGCCAUUGUAGAUGCAUUCGCCAAGUAUCGUUCGACGUAUCUACGACCGUUUUAAUUACUUACGGUAAAUACUAUGUACCUCGUAAUCGCUUCGGCCGCGGCAGCCUUUAUCCUUCGAUAUUUAACAGAUGUUAUAAAUACGUAUGUAUUGUACUGUGCUACUCGUAGCAGUAAAUUCCGCAUUUAAAAAAGCUCAAGUUACCUUCCGAAACAAUGACUCCAGUAUGUACCUAGUACCUACAGCGGUCAUCAGCUUGUAAUGAAAUGAAUCUGAACGCGGCGUUCAUCCGUUGCUAAUUGGUAGAUUAUUAAAUAAACCCAAAUAAGUACGAGUACAAGCGUUUCUAGAAAUAGGUACGAGAAUAAAAAACUAAACAAUUAUGAAAGUGUACAGUUUUUUAAAAAUAAAAUUGUCUUUUGUUUCGUGUAUAA
Planococcus citri (citrus mealybug) is the source of this 2358-nucleotide messenger RNA. RefSeq names its product protein ABHD18. The record is from RefSeq and is a predicted model, not a curated record. The transcript is spliced from 9 exons. NCBI's taxonomy places the organism in Eukaryota, Metazoa, Arthropoda, Insecta, Hemiptera, Pseudococcidae. The coding region runs from base 287 to 1981 and encodes 564 amino acids.